GUUAAUCAAUUAUUUAGAAUCAAGGUGGUUUGACUAUUACAUUUAUUUCAUUUUCUGUUACAUUGGUCAUUUUCCGUUUUCGAUCGUCCGCCUUUGUCUGUUACGUUCUCGAAACCUAUGAAGGUGGUAUAUGGGACAUUUAUCCAUAUUAAUGUGGAUAAAAGUACCUUAUAAUUAAAUUCUUUCUCCGGUUUAGAAUGUGUUAUUUUUUAUAAUAUUCGGCCAAAAAUACGUUUUAAUUUUGUUUUAGAAAGGUGAAAACUAUUAUUUAAACUAAUGACAAAUAUUCGUAGUAAACGCUCGAAUUUAUUGGGCUACGCUGUUGGAUAAAAAUUUUGUGAAAGAAAAUGUUUCAUUUUAUCGAUCAUUUCAACUGGAAGUUCCUCACAGUAUGAAGGUGUCCCAUACCACCUCAAACCCAUCAUGGAAAUUAGUUAGUAGUUUAAGAAAAGAACAUAAAUUGUGAAACUAAAUUUCCCUAUUAUGAUUACAAUUUGGGGUAAAACUAAAUAUAAAACUGCCUCUGGGCAUCGUCUGGAAAAAAUAUACUUGUUUGAAUAGCAUUAGCUUUAUUUUGUGUAUGAGCUUCCUCUGUCAAGUUUAUUUUUUUCUUCAAUUUUGUCUUCAAUUAUAUUAUGGUGUUUAGUAAUAACAACAGAAAAACAAUUUGCCAGAAUUUUCGGGGAUAUUAAGUCUUCCAAAAUUCAAGUAGGCGUAUUCGUCUUGGCCUCCUGAAGAAAUUGUCAUGUUGUAAAUUUAAAAUUUACCGGUUGGCAGUAAAUACAAAAUUUACAUGCCAUGUCGUAAAUUGUAUUUACUGCCACCCGGUAAUCAAACUUUACAAAAUGAUAUAUAUUGUAUAUGAUUUCUUUUAAGGCACACUAUCUUGUCAAACAGUUGAGGAAAGGGUCCCUGACAAAAAGAAUGGUGUGGGUCGACAGAUGGUCUGACUACAGUGUUGUAGUAGUAUCAGACGACCAGGUUUGUCGGUGAUUUGCAUCAAAAAAUUUAAAAUUUAGUAAUUCAACUCAUGCAACUUAACAACACUUGUCAAAAGCAUAAGACUGCUGAUUCACAGAGGGUGUACUGUUUUUGUAGAGACACAAAGAGUACUUUGGUAUUAGAUGCCGUGCUCCAACAUGUAACGAAACUACUUUCGAACACUCUCUUCUUAUUUGGUUUACGUUCCGAGGUUCUGGAUCAGUUGAUAAGCCAUCGUAGUAGCGCAUAUCGCGUCAGUACUGACGGAGUCAUUAUGAACAUGCAACUGGAAAACAUCAGCCAAAUCCCAAUUCCUAAUAGAUUGACGGUGACGAAUCUAAAACAGAAACACGUUGAAACUGUCGUCCAGGAAUGGCCAUAUUCCGGAAUCUUCAGCGAUUGCAAGGAGUGGAUCAGUGAUAUGAUCAAACAAAAUCCAAGUGUCUGCAUUGAAAACGAGCAAAGAGAUCCCGUGGCCUGGAUUCUACAACAGGACUACGGCUGUAUAGGCAUGUUACAUGUUAUUCCUGAAUAUAGGAGAGCUAAAUUAGGAAGUGCUGUUACCAUGCUUCUGAUGGAGAAAUUACUAAAGGAAGAAGACUACCUAUAUUCUGCCGUUAAUCUUGAUAACAAACCGUCACUCGCUUUCCACGAAAGGAACAAUUUUGAAUAUGUCAGUGACUUCUCGGUCGGCUUUGUGGUGUACCCUUAUGAAGAUGGUUUGCAGAAAUAAAAAUUUUAAAAUAGAAUGAUUAGACACCAUCUUAACAACAACAACCCAAAGAAACCUCUAAUUUUAUUUGAAUUAGAGGGGUGGGCAUCAACAUUGAUUGUAAACGUGCAGUACUCGCAGAAUAAAACACGUUUACGUUAAUAAUUACAUGUAUACAGUGAUUGGCCAUCCAGCCUCCUUAACGCUUGAUAUUGUCAACUUUUGUGCAACUAUUUAUAGCAUUAGUGGUUUCAGAAAUUACGCUUGAUGAAAUUUUUAUUGUUUUUAUCUGACAGAUUUAAAGUUUAACAAUAAUUACCGGAUGAUACAGUGCUUUUGUCACGUCACAUUUCAACUGAAAUUAAUGUUAUAAUAAAGGAAGA
Magallana angulata is the source of this 2076-nucleotide messenger RNA. Its product is annotated as glycine N-acyltransferase-like protein 3. The coding region runs from base 1031 to 1714 and encodes 227 amino acids. NCBI's taxonomy places the organism in Eukaryota, Metazoa, Mollusca, Bivalvia, Ostreida, Ostreidae. The record is from RefSeq and is a predicted model, not a curated record. Gene Ontology annotation, molecular function: glycine N-acyltransferase activity. The transcript is spliced from 5 exons. Gene Ontology annotation, cellular component: mitochondrion.